This is a messenger RNA of Cornus florida, 1649 nucleotides long. Its product is annotated as uracil-DNA glycosylase, mitochondrial. The record is from RefSeq and is a predicted model, not a curated record. Gene Ontology annotation, biological process: base-excision repair; base-excision repair, AP site formation via deaminated base removal. NCBI's taxonomy places the organism in Eukaryota, Viridiplantae, Streptophyta, Magnoliopsida, Cornales, Cornaceae. The transcript is spliced from 7 exons. Gene Ontology annotation, cellular component: mitochondrion; nucleus. Bases 184 to 1215 code for a protein of 343 amino acids. Gene Ontology annotation, molecular function: uracil DNA N-glycosylase activity.
CUCUUCAAGACCAGUCAGUUCUCACUUCUCACUUCACUACUUCCUCUUCUACCGAGGAGGGGAGGCAUUUCAUUUCCCCGCCAAAAACGUUAAACUCUUUUAACACACUACUUAUAUAUAAUAUAUUCCCGAUCAAUUUUCAUAUAUGUAUUUCGGUUGUCGCAAAAGUGCCAGCACUGGGGAAUGAGAAUGGCUUCAUCCAAAACCAAAACCAAAACCCUAAUGGAUUUCCUCCAACCCGCUAAACGUUUGAAGAAAGAUUCAUCUACAUCACAAUCACUUCCAAAGAUUAUGACCACUGCCGUUUCUUCAUCCAUCUGCAGAUCAUCUGACCCUGACUCUGCCGCCGGCGCCGGUGUCGACUCUUCAUCUUCUUCCUCCUCGGCCAGCCUCACCCAUCAACAGAAAUUGCGGAUUGAAUUGAACCAAUUUCUGGCCAAAGCCAAAAGAAACCUCAGAAUCUGUUCCGAGAGAGUGUCCAAGUCUACCACAGCUGAAGGUGUGGGUUAUGUGAAGUUGGAAGAACUUUUGGUGGAGGAGACGUGGUUGGAAGCACUUCCGGGAGAGCUUCAGAAGCCCUAUGCAACGAAGUUGUGCACAUUUGUUGAGAGUGAAAUAUGUGGUGAUAGUAGUGGUGGUGGUGGUAGCCGCAUACCCAUCUAUCCUCCCCAGCACUUGAUCUUCAAUGCCCUUAACACCACCCCAUUCGACAGGGUCAAGGUUGUCAUCAUCGGACAGGAUCCAUAUCAUGGACCUGGUCAAGCAAUGGGCCUUUCUUUCUCUGUGCCUGAAGGCAUGAAAGUUCCUUCAAGUCUGGUAAACAUAUAUAAGGAACUUCUCCAGGAUCUAUGCUGCACGAUUCCUUCCCAUGGGAAUUUGGAAAAAUGGGCUAUACAGGGUGUGCUCUUGCUCAACGCUGUUCUUACUGUUAGGCAGCAUCAGCCGAAUUCUCAUGCGAAAAAAGGCUGGGAGCAAUUUACUGAUUCUGUCAUCAAGACAAUUUCACAAAAGAAGAGAGGAGUUGUUUUUCUUCUAUGGGGAAAUUAUGCUCAAGCAAAAUCCAGGUUGAUUGAUGAGACAAAGCACCAUGUUCUCAAAGCAGCUCACCCUUCUGGUUUUUCUGCAAACAGAGGCUUCUUUGGAUGCAGGCAUUUUUCUCGCACAAACCAGAUCUUGGAGAAAAUGGGGAGUUCUCCGGUAGAUUGGCAACUUUAAUCCAACGGAGCAGCUCCAAUUUUUUGACUUCUAAAUCGGUCUCGUGCUAAUCUAGUAGACGGGACUUCCAGGGUUUAGUAGGUAUUUAUGUCCCAUCUUGUCUAGCUACUUUUGUCACUGGUUCUGAUGAAUCACACAAUCGUCCACUAUGGUUUGAAGUUGAUCAAUCACAUGUAAUUUAAUUACAGUAUGUGCUCUAGUUAUUUGUAUUUGCAGAUGUUCUUUUGUGAUGCAAUGCAAAACUUACAACAGCAUGCAAGUCAAGGAGGGAUUCAUUCUCUGUUACUACGUCUUUUAUGUUUCACUUGGGUCACAUGUUCAACUUUUUGCAAUGCUGGCUGUUGCAUUUUAUAGGUAGGCUCUAUUUGUUUCCACGUAAAAUAUUUUCAUUGGAAAAGAUUUUCUUUUUUCAGGUAAAAUAUUUUUUAUUUUUA